AUGCCAACUGAUUCUAAGUUUAUGAAGGACAUUCUCACAAAGAAAAUGAGGUAUAGUAAUCAAGAAACCAUCAAUCCCGAUGCUAGUUGUAGCGCCAUCAUUCAAAGAACUCUUCCACGGAAAGAAACCGAUCCUGGAAGGGUUACAUUACUUGUCACCAUAAUAAAUGUAUACAUUUAUAAAGCAUUGAUUGACUUGGGUUUUAGCAUAAACUUGAUUUUGUUGUCUAUGGUUCAAAGGUUAGGCAACAUUGAAAUUAAAUCAACAAAGAUGACAUUACAAUUGGCCGACAAUUCUAUCACUCGUCCACAUGGAGUGGGUGAAGAUGUUUUAGUUAAGAUGGACAAGGUCUUGUUUUCUAUUGAUUUUGUUGUUAUAGACAUGGAAGAAUAUGUUGAUGCACCUUUGAUUCUAGGAUGA
Molecule: messenger RNA, 420 nt
Organism: Lathyrus oleraceus (garden pea)
Lineage: Eukaryota; Viridiplantae; Streptophyta; Magnoliopsida; Fabales; Fabaceae
Exons: 1
Coding region: 1-420 (139 amino acids)
Source: RefSeq, a predicted model, not a curated record